Molecule: messenger RNA, 521 nt
Organism: Prorocentrum cordatum
Lineage: Eukaryota; Dinophyceae; Prorocentrales; Prorocentraceae
Source: the annotation of a GenBank genome assembly
AGGGGGCGCAGCGAGCUCCUCCCGCUGCUGAAGCUGCGCCCGCUGAUGGUCAAAUUCGACCGCGAGGAGCAGGUGUUGGACACGGAGGAGCCUCAUGUCGAGCUCCACGUGCUGCUCCCAGAGCGCCGGCGCGGAUGCCCCUCCGAAGGCCUGGGCUUUGAGCUCGCUAAGAGAGGCCACCUGCCCACCGUGCUCGAGGUGCAAGAGGACAGUCCAGCGUGGUGUGCUGGAGUCCGGGAUGGCGACGGCAUCCUCGAGGUCAACGGCGAGUCGACGCUGACCCUAUCCAAGGGGGCCAUGACGUCUGCGCUUGCACAGCAAGCUGAGCUGACGAUUUGGCGGCGCCCCAUGGGCAUGAAUUUGGAGGAGCUGUGGGUGGCGAGCGUGCCGCCCAGCCGGGGGGACUGAGUCUUCCUGCCCCCGGCGGAGCUGCGCCGGCCGGCCUGCGACUUUUUCACGCUGCCCGCCCUCCCUCCUCGGCCACGCGCAGAGGGGGGGUACACGCCGGUCGUUGAAAGCAG